AUGGAUAUUCACUGCAAAGCAGACCCCUUCUCCGCGAUGCACCUAUCCCACGCAGGGCACGGCGGUGUGAACCAGCUCGGCGGGGUGUUUGUGAACGGCAGACCCCUCCCGGACGUGGUGAGGCAGCGGAUCGUGGAGUUGGCCCACCAGGGCGUCCGGCCCUGCGACAUCUCCAGACAGCUACGGGUCAGUCACGGCUGUGUCAGCAAAAUCCUCGGCAGGUACUAUGAAACCGGCAGUAUUAAACCCGGAGUCAUUGGUGGCUCCAAACCAAAGGUUGCAACCCCGAAAGUGGUGGAUAAAAUUGCUGAUUAUAAACGCCAGAAUCCAACCAUGUUCGCUUGGGAGAUAAGGGACCGACUACUGGCUGAGGGCGUCUGCGACAACGACACUGUCCCCAGCGUUUCAUCUAUCAACAGGAUUAUCCGCACCAAAGUCCAGCAGCAAUUCCACCCUUCCCCUGACGGAUCUGUCACGCCACUCUCCACGCCCGGUCACACCAUAGUGCCCAGCACAGCCUCCCCCACUGUGACCAGCGCCUCAAACGAUCCCGUAGGAUCCUACUCCAUCAACGGCAUUCUGGGUAUCCCCCGCUCCAACGGCGAGAAGAGGAAACGAGACGAUGUUCUCUGGAGUGGCAACCACUUGGAUGGGAGGAAAAUAGGACAUUAUGGCUCUGAUGGCUCAGGCCCCGGUAGCGACUCUCAGGGCAGUGUGGAGAGUUUAAGGAAGCACCUGCGAGCAGACGCCUUCACCCAGCAGCAGUUGGAAGCUCUGGACCGUGUGUUUGAACGCCCCUCUUACCCCGAUGUCUUCCCCACUUCAGAGCACAUCAAACCCGAGCAGGCGAAUGAAUACUCACUCCCGUCCCUCAACUCUGGCCUGGAAGAUGUGAAGCCGAGCCUUUCCAGCAGCGGCAGCUCCGAUCUCGCCUCCAGUGUCUCCCAGAGCUACUCUGUUGUGACAGGUCGAGACAUGGCCAGCACCACCCUACCUGGCUACCCGCCUCAUGUCCCCCCCACGGGACAAGGCAGCUACCCCACCUCCACACUCGCUGGAAUGGUUCCUGGAGGGGACUUUUCUGGAAACCCUUAUUCUCAUCCACAGUACACCACUUACAACGAAGCAUGGCGGUUCAGCAAUCCAGCAUUAUUAAGUUCCCCUUAUUAUUAUAGUGCCGCAUCCCGUGGCUCCGCACCUCCCACUGCUGCCACUGCCUAUGACCGCCACUAG
Messenger RNA from Scomber japonicus (chub mackerel), 1233 nucleotides. RefSeq names its product paired box 2a (gene pax2a). The transcript is spliced from 11 exons. Gene Ontology annotation, molecular function: RNA polymerase II cis-regulatory region sequence-specific DNA binding; DNA-binding transcription factor activity, RNA polymerase II-specific. The record is from RefSeq and is a predicted model, not a curated record. Lineage: Eukaryota; Metazoa; Chordata; Actinopteri; Scombriformes; Scombridae. Gene Ontology annotation, biological process: anatomical structure development; regulation of transcription by RNA polymerase II. Bases 1 to 1233 code for a protein of 410 amino acids.